CUUCCUCCUUGGUUCCCUCCUCCAACGAAAACGAGACGCAAAUCCAAAGCGGCUGCUCUGCUUCUGGCGAAGAGGCAGCAAGGAGCCAAGAACUCGCUCGUCGAUCCGGCGAGCCCCCUCAACAUAUCGGUAAACCGUUCGACGAAAUGCCCCCGAAAGACGCAGAAGCGCAGGGUGCGUCCAGCGGCGGGGGCGGCUGCAGCGACCGCCUCAGCGGCCUUUCGGACCGCACCCUCAUCCGGAUCCUGUCGCACCUCAAGGCGUGGGAGGCGGUGCGAACGUGCGCGCUCUCGAAGAGGUGGGGCGGCCUGUGGGCCUAUGCGUCGCGCCUCGACAUCCGACAGCCGUGCUGCUGCCGCAGCCCCAUGGCCCUGGGCUUGGGCGAGCCCCGGACAGAGGCGUUCGCCUCGUUCGUCAAGAACCUGCUGCUCCGCCGGCGCUCGCUCCAGCCGCUGGACGCGCUCCGCCUCUGCUGGAGCCACGAGGCCCACGACGGCGACGCGAACACCUGGAUUGCCCACGCCUUCAGGCACGGCGCGAAGGAAAUCGAGCUCUCCGGGAAGCAUCACGCCGUGUACCCUUUGCCAGAGUACAUGAGCUUCAUUGCCUGCGACGACUACACCAAGAUCCGCCUCAAGACCUUGAAGCUUAUCCAUCUCAAGCUGGAUGACACCACUCUCACGCAGCUCUGUUCUAGGUGCUCUUGUUUGGAGGAGCUAGAGCUUACGGAUUGUCGCAUACCGGCCAAGAAGAUUCAGUCAACCUUGCUGAAGCGUUUGACCAUGAUCAGGUGCGAAAUCCCCAGAGGCCUCUUAGUUUACGCUCCGAACCUUGUCUCGCUCUGGUGCAGCAGAACUUUUGGAUAUGUUCCCUGGAUCGAGAACUUGGGACCACUAGGAGCAGACAAUAUCAAGCAACGGGCACCACGUAAGUACCCUGACUGCCCCGGCCUCGUUUCUUGCAACCUCAAGAUCUUGAAGAUCUCGCGUGUCCAGCUGGAUGACACCACCCUCACGCGGCUCUGGUCUAGGUGCACUUUUUUGGAAGAACUAGAGCUCAAAGAUUGUUUGGUGGACGGCAGGGAGAUUCGAUCCACCUCGCUGAGGUGUUUGACUCUGAACAGCUGCAAAUUCGCUAUUGAAUCUGGGGUUCAUGCUCCAAACCUUGUCUCGCUGCGCUGCAUCAAACCUUUUCAAUAUGUUCCUUGGAUCCGGAACAUGGAAUUCCUAGUCACAGCAAGUAUUGUACUUGAUGACUCUUGCUUGCCUCCUGAUCGUCAAUGGCCACAGGAUGAGCAUGACCAAGAUGAAUCUGAUCAUGAUGGUGACUUUUUUUAUGCUGGCGCUGCGGAAUCUGAUGAUAACAGCGAUGGUGAAUCUGAUGAUAACAUCGAUGAUGAAUCUGAUCAUGAUGAUAACAUUUUUGCGCAUUCUGGCGCUGAAGACUCUGAUGAUAACAACGACAAUAAAUCUGAUCCUGAACGUGAUACUGAUGACUACUAUGAUCCUGGUUGUUCUGAACCUGGUGAUGAAGAGGACGAUGACUGUACUGUAGGCUAUGGUGAGAUUGCAGAGGAGUAUAAAGAUCAACCAUCCUGGUAUGUCAACCAAGGCCAUAAUCAGAGUGAGGAUGACCCCAGCAAUGAUUGUGGAGGAAAGUUUGGGGGCGAGGGCUGUAUUAAUUUAGGUGGCAAUGGUAUGCUUAGGAGCCUAUCAAAUGUGAGAACAAUGGACCUAUUAGCUCAUUCAGGAGAGAUGGUGCUGAGGAGGGAAUUGGAAUCAUGCACUGACUUCAAAAACCUGAAGACUCUGUCCCUUGGUGAAUGGUGUAUAACUCCUGACUUUGGUGUAUUAGCAACCAUACUUCAGCGCUCACCAAACUUAGAGAACCUUUUUCUUCACCUAGACAUGGCCUACAAGAGCAGAGUGGGCAUCAAUCUAAGGGGAAGUUCAUUCACAUGCACCCACCUGAAGAUGGUGAAGAUCACAUGCUCUAAGCGUGAUAUAAUAGUCCACAAAUUGGCUGAGUUCUUCAGAGCAAAUAGCAUACCGCAUGGGAAGAUUUCUGUCCGUCGAACUGCCAGCACUGGUAAUGUCAAUGGAGGUGCAGGUUCCCAGCCGAAGCGCAAGGCGCAAAGUGAAGCUGAAAAGAGAGAAGCAAAGCAGAGGAAGGCAGGAGACUGAGGAAGCCCCGGCUGAGGUAAAGGUGAUGGGGGUCAGUUGAUGUGAUCCUGCUAUUGUGUUGGCGGAGAUGAUGAGUUGGGCCAGCUUGUUGCUGUCUCACCGUGUCAGUGAGUUGCCUAGUUUAGAUUGUAUUCUGAACAAAAAACGGUGGCAGAACUCGUGAUGCAUUUUCUUGUGGUGCAUCAACAUUUCAGUAUAGCUGUAUAGGUAUGACUGCAUAUGUGUUCAGCACUGGGUUGCAUGGAAAGGGUUGACCCAAAAUUCAGAAUGUUUAGUGACUCAGAACACAAGCUCCAGAUAUCCUCUGCUGAGGAGCAAUGCAUAUGGAGUAAUUCUUACUGAAUAAAUCUGUUC
Messenger RNA from Phragmites australis (common reed), 2537 nucleotides. Its product is annotated as putative F-box/FBD/LRR-repeat protein At5g62970. Lineage: Eukaryota; Viridiplantae; Streptophyta; Magnoliopsida; Poales; Poaceae. The transcript is spliced from 4 exons. Bases 147 to 2183 code for a protein of 678 amino acids. Gene Ontology annotation, molecular function: protein binding. The record is from RefSeq and is a predicted model, not a curated record.